UUUUUUUUUUUGAUUGAUUUCUCGGACUGGAUGCUCUUUUCUAUUGACAGUAAAUAACACAACAGCCAACGCCAUGAUUAACGUACAUACUUAGAUAACUAGUGAAAAGAGCAAUACUCAAUAAACGCAAAAUUUAAAUAAAGUUCCGCCCACUCAAAAAAGUGAGCCUGAGAAAGUAGACUUGAGAAAGCGAACCUGAGAAACUCAGUAGAGAAGGCAAUCCACCACAAACAGUACAAAAUGCAGCAGAAGUCGAGCCAGUAUCUUCGUAAGUGUUUCGAGGAAGGUGUUUGCACCAGCACAGUGUGCUUUUGAGAGCCAGAAGUACUAACACGCUGUGGCAGAGAGAGUGAAUCAGAACACAGAAACCAUCAUCAACCGAUUUUCCAACAUCAUCAAACUAUGCUCGGUACGUAUGGAGUGCCCCAGAGAAGAGAAGGACAUCGAACAUCGAACAUCGACUAACACCAGCACCAGAACCAAGUGAUCUCGAUGGAGGACGAUGAGUACGACCACGACUACAUGGAGGAUCGUCCUGAGAACAAGUCCCAGGAGAUGGUCUUGACUGAUCUUUUGCAGAUGGAAACCGACAGCACCACCAUCAUCCGGAUGAUUGAGGAGCUCUUGACGAUAACUAGGGCGUUAAAGGAGUCGUGGAUCUUGAACCAAUUGCCCAACUCAGUGGAGGAUGGACUCGAGAAGAGGCAGAGCAACGAGAGCUCCAUCUGCACCAACCUUGACGCCAGGCUCAACGAGUUGCUUUCUAGGAUCUGUGAGGUGGAGGACAGCUACACCACCAUGGACAACUACGUGCUCUUCAGGGAGAACUCCAGCUAGAUUACGCCAGGGCACUUCAGCUACUUCAACAGCUACUUCACUUCCAUCACACUCCAAUGCUUCACUCAUAGGCAGCAAGUCACCGCCUAUUUUGUGGCCAAAACAGCAUGCGCAGAUGGGAGAUAUCUAUCAUUUACCACGUGGUACAUGUGACUUUGUGUGGAUAAUUGCCGUGUAGUACCCGCAGUAUCAGUAUGGGUUGAGCACUUCUGGCCACAUUUGAGCGUGUCUGCAUUAGGAGCGCCACUGCCUCUGAGCUUACCGCAGCUCAGUAAAAGCUCCUUUUUCUCUUUUGAGCUGGAGGAUAUAAUGCUCUUCCUCUUUCUUUCACUGUUCAGAGAUAAUUGCUGCUAACCACCUAGACAAUCACACUCAAAAUGGCUUUGGAAGAUCUUAUUCGUAUGUCUGCGCUGCUUUUAUUUUCUUCUUGUUUUUCCUGUUUUUAUAACACUAAAAAAACAAAAAAACCCUUAC
This is a messenger RNA of Ascoidea rubescens DSM 1968, 1311 nucleotides long. It is a transcript of the gene SRB6, whose product is annotated as Srb6p. Lineage: Eukaryota; Fungi; Ascomycota; Saccharomycetes; Ascoideales; Ascoideaceae. The transcript has a single exon. The record is from RefSeq and is a predicted model, not a curated record. Gene Ontology annotation, cellular component: mediator complex. Bases 493 to 837 code for a protein of 114 amino acids. Gene Ontology annotation, molecular function: transcription coregulator activity. Gene Ontology annotation, biological process: regulation of transcription by RNA polymerase II.